Molecule: messenger RNA, 2694 nt
Organism: Xiphophorus couchianus (Monterrey platyfish)
Lineage: Eukaryota; Metazoa; Chordata; Actinopteri; Cyprinodontiformes; Poeciliidae
Product: gliomedin-like
Exons: 18
Coding region: 140-2167 (675 amino acids)
Biological process (GO): signal transduction
Cellular component (GO): cell surface
Source: RefSeq, a predicted model, not a curated record
ACAUGUUUAUUUCUCUCCAGUAGCUUGAGUGUGACGUCUCAUCUGUUGGCCGCCUCUCAGAUAUGUGCUGUGUGUGCUGGUGAGGUUCAGAGAUCAGAUAUCCGUGCAGCUGAGGAGCGGGGAACGGCGCACCAAAAACAUGAAAGACAGGAGAGAAAGUUUUCCCGCGUGGAAACUUUUGCUGGUGGGGAUGUCUGUGCUGCUGCUUCUGGGCUGUGCAGGUUUGGUUCUGCUGUGGGUUCAGCACAAGGAGCUGGCAGAGGAGCUGGUCAGGCUGGAGUCCCAGAUGCAGGAGUUGGCACAGUGCUGCAGGCGGCAAGCAGAACUGCUGCCAGAUGAACUCGGAGAGACUGGAGAGUUGAGGAAACUCCGGCGCAGCAGACGGAACCAGGAGGGAGAGCAGGACAAGAUGAUGCUGGUCACAUACUCUGUGGUUCCUAUCAAAGCCUACCUAGAUCUGUGCAACAGCUCCAGAGGAUUUUGUUUAAUUGGUCCACCUGGACCCCCAGGUGUGCCAGGCCCACCAGGACCGACGGGUGCGCCGGGCCCACAUGGCAGACGAGGACGACCAGGUCCUCCUGGUCCUCCCUGUCCUGCUUGUUGUCCAACUGAAGCAAAAAGUAGGAAUCACAGAAAUAAAUCAAAAGAUCGAGUUACGUCACAUCUAGGCGAUGAAACCAGAGACGUUCUGAAUGUUACUGGACCUGUGAAGCUUCAGGACACAAAACACGAAUCUGUACCUUUUCAAACAGAGGUUAUUGUUUCACUGAACGAUACCAGAACCAAAAAUGUCACACAGACACCAAUUACACCAGUGUUUCUAGCUGUUGACUCCGGUGGAAACAUCGAUCCUUCAACUGGAGGCUCAGAUGUCACUGAUAGCACAGCAACAAGUGAGUUAGUAUCGCCUCGUCCAGACUAUUUACCUGCGCACUGGAUGAACGCCAGCUCAGAAAUCAGAAGAGAAACGUUAAAACAUUUGACAACAGUACAGCCAACACGAGAUUCAGCUAAUGUCACCACAGACGCUUUUAUAGUUUCCAGCUCAUAUGAACAUCCAGAUGAAAAGAUACAACCUGAGCCAGAGCCAUCUGAUGAAGGUGAAAUGGUGACUGUAGAGAAUUCAGGGAGACCAAUAAAAUUAUUACACGGUCCAGUUGAUACCUUCAAUGAUAGCAGAGGACGGGUCAUCACUGACACAAGCUUCAAAAGUGGAUCGAGUGAAACUAACCAAAGCAGCAAAACCUUCACUUCCGACCCAGUCACGAAUGAAACUAGAGUAAAAAAUGCUUCACCUUCUGCUGAUGACAGUCAGAGAAGAAACUCUUUGAACAGCAGCAGAAACAUUGUAGACAAACCAAUGAAAAGUGAGUCUUCCCAACGUGUCCCAACCUACAAGAAGAGCAAUGGAACUGACAAUGAAAAAAUGACAAAAAAAGGUUGCAACAUUAAAGCCAUCAAAUGUUCAGAUAAGUCUAUUAACAUGCAACUCACCUUCGGAGCCUGGAUGUCGGAUGCAUCCCGGCCUGAUGAUCGGAUCUGGGUGGCAGAACAUUUUUCAGGUCGUGAAUUGAAGCAGUUGAAGAACAUUUCGGACACCAAGCAGAAAUUUAUAGAUAUUGAGAAGUACUACCAAGGCUGUGGUCAUGUUGUUUAUAAGAAUUCAUUUUACUUCCACAAUGGAGGAACAAAUAAUCUUUUGAAGUUUACCUUGAACACAAAGAAUACAAGCUCCCUGGAAAUGCCAAACAGCAAAUAUAAGGGCCUGAGAUAUCUUUUCCACAACUCGAAGACUUAUUUCAAGUUUGCCGUGGAUGAAAACGGACUGUGGGUCAUCUUUGCCUCGUAUACAGACAGUAACACGAUGGUGGCAAAACUUGACCCAGAUGCUUUCUUUGUGCUGUCCAUAAUUAACACUGGCUAUCCUUCAGCAAAAGCAGGAAAUGCCUUCAUUGUGUGCGGGGUGGUGUAUUUUACCGAUAACAAUGACAAGCGUGUGACAUAUGCCUUUGAUUUGAUGACACAGAGUUAUCUGGAUGCAAGUUUUGAUUUAAGGGCAGGAGACGGUACCUUAGCUAUGCUGUCCUAUUAUCCCAACAAAAGACUGUUGUACAUGUGGGACAACAAAAGCGCGAGAACAUGUAAGAUUAAAUUCAAGAACACCUAAAAAAGUCUUACAAGUUCCCUAUUUUUAUAAAAGUGCUUUAAAAAUAAAAUCUUAAUUUUUUUUUCUGUUUUGCAACUGUUGAAGUAUUGAGCUUUUUGCUGACAUUAGCUCACUGAUGGCGACAUCUCAUUCUCCUUGGAUUACAAAGCACGGCCAGAUACUCACAGAGAUGUCACAACAAGGUGUGUUGAAACUGAAAGAGUUCUUAAGCAUAAACAAGAUCAAAUUAUAAUUUGAGAAGUAUUUAAAACAAAAAUACAUUAAAAGCACAAAUCAGAACAAAAAUGGAGAUUAGAUUUAUAGAAGAAUAGAGAAUAAAUACAUGUUUGUAACCAUCACAUUUCUCUCCCAAAAAAAGUUACUCAAGAAAAUGUAACUGAGUAUAUACAAUUUACUGUUUUUCUCUGAAUUCAGACCAAAAUGUUUAAACUUCAGUUUUCAGCAGCGAGAUUCUUUUUGUGCUACUUCUAUAAGGACCUGAUUUCUGGAGCACAUAAAUAUAAAAUAAAAUAAAAAAUAAAACUGUG